Molecule: messenger RNA, 966 nt
Organism: Lottia gigantea (owl limpet)
Lineage: Eukaryota; Metazoa; Mollusca; Gastropoda; Lottiidae
Exons: 2
Coding region: 1-966 (321 amino acids)
Source: RefSeq, a predicted model, not a curated record
AUGGCAAAUAAAAUACUAGAUCCAAUUUUUAGAUUAUACGAUCCGAUUCGUUAUUCAUUUAACAAGAAAAAAGAGGAUUAUAUUAUCAUCUCACCGACUGUUGGUUCUAAAUCUCAAUUGAAUGAUGGUGGUAGAAUUAUCUUCGAAAUAAAUUCAUUAUCGAAUUGGUUGCUUCUUUCAGAUGCUUAUUUCAGAUGCGAUUUCAACAUUAAAGAUGGAACUCAGAAUCAAGUUCCUCAAACUAAUACAACGUUAGAAAACAAUUUCUUUCCAUCUUUGUUUAGCGAGAUGGUUUUGGAAGCUGGUUCAAAUCCGAUAGAAACAAUUAAACACCCUGGGGAAUUCGACACAAUGUUGAAAACAGUUUUAUAUCCUAAAGAUUUCGAUUCAGUCUCAGGUUUGAUACCCGAUGUUGGUGAUGGAAGCGUUUUAAAAGAACCUGUAAGAAAUGUUGCAAAUGAUGCUGAUUUGGAUAGAGUGAGAGUUGUUGCUCGAAACACAAUAGAAAGAGUAGCACGAGCAGCUAAUCAUAGAUUUGAAAAACAAGUACUUCAGUACAAUAAUAUUGUUGAGAAUAAUAGGGGUAAUUACAUAAAUUGGAAAUUAUAUCCUUUAUUCGGUCUGUUGGAGCAUAGAAAAGUUUCCAUAGGGUUACCAUAUAAAAUUCAUCUACAAAGAGAAAUCAACGACGAUAAGAUAUUCUUUGGAGAAAAUGGUUCAGAUGCAAAAUUAGAAAUAACGAAUCUCCAAUUUUUCAUACCUGUAAUAACACCAUCAAUUGAAGUAGAAACGAGAAUAUUCAACUCAUUAACUAAAGAUAUUGAAAUAGCUUUUCUUCAUCGUAACACAGUAGGUGGCAUGACUUUAACGGGAGAAUCCACCACAUGGCCAAUCACUAACACUAUUAAACCAGCAAGAUAUUUAAUGGGUGGCAAUGAACCAAACUCAAAAUCCUUUAAUCCAUAA